Messenger RNA from Equus caballus (horse), 1624 nucleotides. It is a transcript of the gene CERS4, whose product is annotated as ceramide synthase 4. Gene Ontology annotation, molecular function: DNA binding; sphingosine N-acyltransferase activity. The record is from RefSeq and is a predicted model, not a curated record. NCBI's taxonomy places the organism in Eukaryota, Metazoa, Chordata, Mammalia, Perissodactyla, Equidae. Gene Ontology annotation, biological process: ceramide biosynthetic process. Gene Ontology annotation, cellular component: membrane.
GUCUUCCCUGUCGGCCCCGGGCCGAGGCGGCGCCGCGAGCAGAGUCCGGCUGCCUCGUGCGCGCUGCGCGUGUCGCCUUCUCCUCCGCAUCUGCCACCAGGCGCGCCGUCCCCCGCCCCGCCGCCGGCCCCUGGUGCGCCCCGCCGCCUGCGCGCCCAGGAUGUGGUCCAGCCUGAACGAGUGGCUCUGGCACGAAAGGUUCUGGCUGCCCCCCAACCACACAUGGGCUGAACUGGAGGACCCGGACGGCCUGGUCUACGCCCACCCUCGGGACAUGCUGGCCGCCCUGCCCGUGGCUCUGGCCCUGGUAGCCGUGCGCCUCGCCUUCGAGAGAUUCGUCGGCCUGCCCCUGAGCCGGUGGCUGGGGGUGCGGGAUCAGGCCAGGAAGCCGCUGAAGCCGAACCCCACCCUGGAGAAGCACUUCCUCACGGAAGGGGGGAAGCCCAAGGAGCCUCAGCUGGCCCUCCUGGCCGCCCGGUGUGGCCUGACGCUGCGGCAGACCCAGCGCUGGUUCCGGAGACGCCGGAACCAGGACCGGCCCUGCCUGACUAAGAAGUUCUGUGAGGCCAGCUGGAGGUUUGCCUUCUAUCUCUGCUCCUUCCUCGGUGGCCUCUGGGUCCUCUACCACGAAUCGUGGCUGUGGACGCCAGCGAUGUGCUGGGACAAUUACCCAAACCAGCCCCUCAAGCUGGCCCUGUACCGCUGGUACCUCCUGGAGCUGAGUUUCUACACCUCCCUGCUGAUCACGCUGCCCUUCGACAUCAAGCGCAAGGAUUUCAAGGAGCAGGUGGUCCACCACUUCGUGACCAUCACCCUGAUCACCUUCUCCUACAGCGCCAACCUGCUGCGCAUCGGCUCUCUGGUGCUGCUGCUGCACGACUCCUCCGACUACCUCCUGGAGGCCUGUAAGAUGUUCAACUACACACACUUCCGGAGGGUGUGCGACACCCUCUUCGUCGUCUUCUCCUUGGUCUUCUUCUACACCCGCCUCGUGCUCUUCCCCACCCAGAUCAUCUAUACCACCUACUACGAGUCCAUCGCCAACUCGAGCCCCUUCUUUGCCUACUAUUUCUUCAACACGCUCCUGGCGGUCCUACAGCUGCUACACGUGUUCUGGUCUUACCUCAUCCUUCGCAUGCUCUACAGCUUUGUGAAGAAGGGCCAGAUGGAAAAGGACGUUCGCAGCGACGUGGAGGAGUCAGACUCGAGUGACGGGGAGGCGGCCCAGGAGCACCCGCAGCUGAAGAACGGGGAAGCUCCCACGGACGGCCCUCGGAGGCGGGCAGCCGGGCGGCUGGUCAACGGGCACACGCCGGCCACGUAGCUGGCCAAGGACCGGCCGUGAGGGGCUGCCCCCAGCACCAGGCGGUUUGAAUUUGUGGGGCAGCUGGACUGGUCAGUGGAGACAGAGAGGGCCCCACCCAGGGUCGGGGGGGCUGAUGAUCUGUCUCCAUCCCCCUCUUUCUGCCCACCCUCCCUCCUUCCCUCAGGCAACUGGACAGAGCUGGGGGCACUGGCAGCAGCGGGAGGCUGCAGCCCGUCAGAGCCACCUCUAGGCUGCAGCCUGGGGCCUGUGAAGAGCCCCGAGCUGAAAGGGGUCCAAUAAAACUUGAACGGAACAGAA